GGACAUUUUGAGUGUGUGAAUGAUAUGGUACACCGAUCGGCUGACUGUACGACUGUGUGUUGAGUCCAUCCAUCUGCAUCAACGCAACAACCGUAUCAAUUCUCUCCCACCAUCCAAUCCGAUGCAUCCAAAUCGUUGUUUGUCCACAAAAUCAUUCACAACGGUGAAAAACGUCCCACCCGCUAGGACAGUACGUACCCACCCCACCACUAUCAGCACCGACAUCGACAGAAAAUGAGACACACAGACAGACGCACUCCUCUCCGCCAGCCGUCUGAAUUGGGGGCGAGUGAGUGUGCGAGUGGGCGCUAAAUGGCAUCAUCGGCCCCCCGUGAUGCCUCACAUCCCCCCGCCCCCCUUCCCAACCGCCCCAGCCCGUCAUCGGGAUCCUCACGCGCCGCGCCCCUGGCAGGUGUCUUGGAUGGACUGCGCAGGAAGUCCGACACAAACUCACCCAGGUACCCAGCUGUGUCCUUGACGAUGUCCUUCCAGGGCGGCAGCCCCGCUUCACCAUCGUCAUGCCUUCGCCGGGUGUCGUUGAUAUGGUGCUGCAGCCGUCCCCCCGCCCCUCCCCCUCCCGCCCUGCCGGUCCUGUCGCCCCUGCCCUCACUUAGAGGCGAGCUGGGCAUCCCCCUGUCGCCAUCACUCCACCGCCACGCACAUCGCCUCCCGUCGGUCGCCUCGUGGUCGACGGGCAGACGCUCGGGGGUGUGGGUGUGGUCGUGCUGCACGCCGGGCAGCAGGUACGGGGUGGGCAGGUCGUGCCCGUUGCCGAACGGGGAGUGGUUGGGCAGCGGCACAGAGCGCGUAACCGGCACAGCGGCAUGUGCGUGUUCUCCCGAGGCCUCGGUGUCCCUUAGUCGAUUGCACUCUGGUCUGGGCACGAAGAUGCUCGGGGGCAGGGCGCUCUCAGCAGUGCUGGUGGUGGUCAUGUGGGCCGCCAGAGGGCUGGACGGCGGGCGGUGGAUCAUCCUGUCGGGUGACGCACCGUGCUGCGAGGAGGAUGCCACAUACGAGAUGACGGGGGACGGCAGCAGCUCCAGCGGCACAGUGGGUGGUAGCAUCGGAUGUACCUCAACAUCGUCAUCACCAUGCUGCUGGCGGGACCCGAUCAGCGGCAGCUGUGCGUCGCUGUCGGCGUGAUGCGCUCCCCAGCGGAUCUCCUGCAGAGGUAGGUAGGUGUCGGCUUGGCCGCCAUUGAGGAGAGGAGGGGGUUGUGGGCCGUCCACAGGGACGUCUGGACCGUCAUCGGUGCCGUUGCCGUGAGGGGGGAGGGGUAGGGGGCUGUCAUGUGGGGAGAUGACCUUGAGCGAUACGGCGAUAGGCUCGAGGAUGGAGCCCAGGCCGAUGGUCGUGGCGACGAUGAGGACGAUCGUUGAUGUCACAAUGACGUCCUGACAGCCACCCACCAAUCGCACCGAUUGACGCUUGCCCUCAUUGCGUGGCAGAUGUGUCAAUUAACGGGUCACCUUGUCGUGUUUGCAUGUGGCUUCGAUCUCUCCCGUGUUGGCGUUGAUGUCGCAGGGCACAUUUAGUGCCAAGGCGAAGCAGAUCGCACCACGCAAUCCGCCAACAAACAAGAACACCUGAGCAAGACACACAAGACCGACAAAUCAUCGAACCAUGACGUCGUCUUGUCUCCUUCCCGCCACAGCCAGCCCUCACUUGUUUGUUGAUCGAGAUGCGCUGCUCACGGGGACGGCACCUGGAGAGAAGGAGGAACAGUGUGAGUGUCACAUCGGCCAUGACAUCGGCCUCUCUAUCUAUCGUUACGCAUUGAGCGCUGCCGAUAUGGGGAAGACGUGUGCCGCCCGGCCCACCACACACAGCACUAAACUCACAGCGAUGAACGCCGCAUUCCAAUCAUAGAAACCUGACCGACAGACAGACAGAGAGAAGAAGACAGACAGACGCGAUUGACUCGGCACAGUCCCUGGCUGUGUGCGCAAGUGUUCGUUUUUACCAAUUGAGUCAGCGGCAACGAAGCCCAAAUAGGCGAAUGCGGCCGUCUCUGCCACCACAGCCAGCGUCUUGAAGGUGACAUCCGACGAUAUCCGCGACCUCUCCGACAGGUUCCGCCUGACCAACUCGACGUUAACAAACACACGGAUCAAGACAUGCAUGUGGCCUUCCCUUGUGGUGUGCUCGUUCGUGCGUCAGCUACUUGUUGUAGUGUGCCAGCAUAACGCCACAGAAGAAGAGGGCCGUGAUGCCCGAGAAGUCGUAGAGCUCCGCAAGCCCAUAGGACAGGUAGGCUGAGAAGAAUGUCAGGGCCACUUCAAACUCUGGGUGGCUGAACGAACGAAUGAACCAACAGACAUUUACAAACAGACACAGAACAGAGAGUCCGGUCUUGAUGCGCACCGACCGUUUCAGUUGCUGGUGGUUCUUGAAGAGGGCUGACACGAGCCCGCCCAGCACCAGACCGAUCAGAAGUGACCCCCAAGACACCUCCAGGAAACUCAGCACCACCUGUAAACCACCCGACAUUCCCACACCACUCAUCAAAUCGCCCAUCUCUUCUGCCAUGCUGACUGACCCACCCCUCCGAGCGACGUGCCCUUCGUCCCUCCCCGCUGAUACAUCUUGAGGAAGCCGUGGAACAGCACCAGGCACACGGCGUCGUUAAGGACACUCUCGCCGAACAUCAAGCUGUACAGGUCCGCCGGACAAGAUGGGAACUUGUCGAAUAUCGACAGCGUCGCCACCGGGUCGAUGGCGGAGAUGAGUGCGCCGAAGAUGAGGCACAGGUAGAGUCUCGAGCUCUCGUCGCCCAUGAUGCCGACGAGCGGCGAGAGCCAGUAGAGACCGUACCCCACCACCACCGCCGACACGAAAGUGCCGAUUACGCACAGCGCCAGGACCCCAUCGAUGUGCUGCCAGAACAGGUGGUGCUCGAGCGAGAAGGCCGCCUCAAAGAUGAUGGGCGGCAGAAGCACAUAGAAGAACACCUCUGGGUCGAACCGCAGCAGAGACUGCAGCUUCGUCAGAUGGAGCAGCCGCACCAGAACCCCAGUCGCGAAGCCCACAAGAAUCGACGCAGCACUCUCAGGCAGGUGUCUGAUAGUGCCUCUCCGAAUGAGCACCGCCAGAUAAAUCUGCAGUGGGCAGAGGGGAGAGGAGGGGCGCACACACAACAGGACAGCGAAGAACCAUCAUUGCAGAGCAUCGCGUUGAUUUCGGUUAAUAAAUUCGGGCCUGCCUUACGCAUAAGAAGAGAGCGCCGGUGAGGAGCACCGACACGUAGCUGGCGACAUCCUCGGCCUCGUUGAUUGCCGAUGAUGUGGCUGGUGCGUCGACUGGAGGCGGCUGCAGGGGAUGCUGCGUCGCAGAGGCUGCACCUGAAAGUGUACCCACCGACAUCUCAGGAAG
Vitrella brassicaformis is the source of this 3372-nucleotide messenger RNA. Lineage: Eukaryota; Vitrellaceae. The record is from the annotation of a GenBank genome assembly.